This is a messenger RNA of Pungitius pungitius (ninespine stickleback), 2805 nucleotides long. It is a transcript of the gene tspan33a, whose product is annotated as tetraspanin 33a. Gene Ontology annotation, cellular component: plasma membrane. The transcript has 8 exons. Lineage: Eukaryota; Metazoa; Chordata; Actinopteri; Perciformes; Gasterosteidae. The record is from RefSeq and is a predicted model, not a curated record. Bases 230 to 1078 code for a protein of 282 amino acids.
CCGGUAAAGUCGUGAGGCGCAGCGGUAACGCCCCGUUUUCCCUCUGUUCACGCCCAGUCGGUGCAGGCGAGAUCGCGCAAGAGGCCGCUUGAAACGAGUCGCUGUAAGUACGCGUCGCCUCGGGCAUCAGCCUCUUCCAUCAUUACAGAGCAAUCGGUGGCUCGUUUUGUAGCCAUAUAAGAGCGCGCUGGUGCGCCAACUUGGAGAAGGCGCUUGGAUCGUUGUCACCAUGGAAGGACGCAGAGGCGCACCUGGAUCCGACGAUGACUACUCCUUCGUCAGUCCAGUUGUCAAGUACCUGGUGUUCUUGUUUAAUUUUAUAUUUUGGAUAAUCUCCUUGGUGAUGGUGGCCAUCGGCGUGUACGCCCGCCUGAUGAAACAUGCCGAGGCAGCACUUGCAUGUCUGGCCGUGGACCCCGCUGUGAUGCUGAUGAUCGUGGGCUUCUUCAUGUUCUUCGUCACCUUCUGCGGCUGCGUGGGCUCCCUGCGAGAAAACAUCUGCCUUCUGCAGACAUUCUGUAUCUGCCUCACGGUCAUCUUCCUGCUCCAGCUGAUCGCCGGGGUUCUUGGCUUCGUCUUCUCCGAUAAGGCUCGGGAUAGAGUGACGGGGAUGAUCAACAACGCCAUCGUCCACUACAGGGAGGACAUUGAUCUGCAAAACCUCAUCGACUUUGGUCAGAAAGAGUUUGGCUGCUGCGGCGGUGUGACGUACACGGACUGGUCCCAGAACUUGUACUUCAACUGCACGCAGGACAACCCCAGCAGAGAGCGCUGCUCCGUCCCCUUCUCCUGUUGUAUCCUGUCCGACGACAAGGUGGUCAUCAACACCAUGUGUGGCACCGGCGUGCAGCUUUUGGAGUACGUCGAAGCCGGAGACCACAUUCACACCAAUGGCUGCAUAGACACACUGGUGAAUUGGAUCCACAGUAACAUGUUCCUACUGGGAGGGGUCGCCCUGGGGCUGGCUAUACCAGAGCUGGUUGGCAUCCUCUUGUCUCAGAUUUUGAUCAACCAGAUCAAAGACCAGAUUGAGCUCCAGAACUACAACCUCAAGCACCAAUCUGACCCGUGGAGCUGACCCGGGGGGGGGCCGGAUCAGACCAGAUCUCGGUGCGCUCUGUUAUCGAGACGCUGGUGGCACCUCGCCGUUGCGGAAGGUUUCCACAAAAGAAACUCUGGAGAAACUCUGGAGACUAUAUGAGCCUGUGGUGAGCAUCCAGUAUCCGUGGUGGUCGACACAAGACCAGUGAUCGGGAGUCACGGCUGACGUGCUUUCAAAUACCACCACGGAAGAGGAGGUCAAAAGAAAAACUCUCAUUGAAACGGGACUCUGUCGCCACCUGCCGGACAAAGAAGAUCCCUGAAUUUACCAAACCUGAUGAGGUUAUUUGGUCAUAUUAACUUAAGAUCUGCAAUUGGUGAAAUCUAUUAUAAGCCUCAAGACAAACAAGAGCGGCAGAUGUAUGUAAAAUAUGAACUACCCUAAAAGGUGGAAUGCAUUUUCUAACAUAGAUUUCUUUGUAGAAUUUUUUUUUUUUAAUAAAGGGAAUGCAUGCUCAACAAUAUUGCUUGUGGCUGCAAGUAUCUCUGGGGUUGCUCUGAUAUUUGGUUCAUUUGGUUAGCAAUUUUUACCCUGAAAUAAUGCACUUUUUCAAUGUGAUGAUGAAAUACCUGUGUCAUAGGUCAGACUACUUAAUACAUUCUGGUGAAUAAAGCGGGCGAGGAUGCUCGUUGGUAUGUCUUUGUCUUUUUUUUUCACAGGCUUAUUUUUUAUUUUUUUCGUUUUUAUUACUUGGCCCAAGAACUAUUGCAAAAAGGAAUAUUCUAUCAGUACAAUACUUUUUUUAUAUAUGUUUCCUUUGGGAUUAAUUUGUCUAAUAAUAACAAAUAUGCCGCGUUGGGCCAUUUUGUUGUCCUGCCCACACCUGACACUGCACUCAAUGCCAUUUUGUCUCAAUAAGUUCGGUAUAUAUGUACAUGUUUGGCAAAUCGCAUAUAGGCUUUGUACAAAGUUAGAAUUCUUUGCAUACACUGCCGAUGAUACACUCUCACCUCUUGCUUUUUUCGUUUUUCUUUUGUAACGGGCUGAAACUGAAAUACAGGAGUGGGGAAUUCCCACAAAAGAAAACCCUUGUGUGAAGGCCUGAGGUGCUGUAGUGUGUUUUGUUAAUGUGGUCACUACAACGGGCCAAGUUUGUAUUUGGGACCAAUCGGUGAGCGGGUUGAGGUUUUCGGACUUUGGGGAGGGUGGGUGGGGGGGGUGCUUAAGGAACUUAAUCACCACAAACAAUCUCUUUUUCUCUCUCUUUUUUUUGUUGUGAAAGCUUAAUGUGAUCUGACGGCAAAGUAAAUACUAGCUUGGGUUCAUCCACAGCUUUAAAUGUCCUUUCAAAUAAAGAGCUGUCGACUUUUAGCUGGACACAUUUCCCUUCUUUGUCCAGAGCUGCAGAGAAAAAAAAGGGUUGAAUGCAUCUGAAGCACAAACCAGUGGAGAGGCAUUUUCAGCCCAAAACCUGAUGCCUGUAAUCUUUGUGAGCAGAAACAGACACGCGUGUUUUUUAACAGCCUUUGACGCAAGUCCACAAUCUAAACAAGACAUUUCUGUGUUAUUUUAAAGCCUGACUCCCUUUACUGAGUAGAUUCCCCCAUCAGAACCAAAACUAAAUUGCCUUUAUCGCCAGUCAGAUGCUGCAGGAUUUGACGUGGCACAGGUGUUUUGGUGAGAAAGAAAGAAAGUGUGUGUGUGUGUGUGUUGGAUUGAGUUCUGCUGCUCUGUGUGUGGUCCCUUUUUUUUUUUUUUUGGGC